AUGUCUACGACAGCAUCUUCACAAGGCUCCGCCGCGGGAGGGGGAUGUCAGCCAUCGCCACACCAGGAUAGACUGAGCCACUUCUGCCGCAGCCAAGGCUUCCGAUCUCCCAAUUACCAAGUCCUGUCCGAUCGCAGAGGCGGUCGCACAGCCUGGAGCUGCGUGGUGACUGUACAGGGAAAUCAAUUCCCGGCCCGCUUCUGGUAUGAUGGCCAGUACGUCCACAACGCGCGAGAGGAUGCCGCAGAAAAGGCGCUUCAGGCUCUCGUGGUGAGCACGCCGCCGUCAGUGCCGCGUCCUGCGAACGUCCAACAGCAGCACCAGCAUCAGACUCAGCACCAGCACCCACACUCUCACACGCAGAACAGUCAGUACUACGACGCCAUCAAUAGCUAG
Molecule: messenger RNA, 396 nt
Organism: Ramularia collo-cygni
Lineage: Eukaryota; Fungi; Ascomycota; Dothideomycetes; Mycosphaerellales; Mycosphaerellaceae
Exons: 3
Coding region: 1-396 (131 amino acids)
Source: RefSeq, a predicted model, not a curated record